AUGGAGACACCCUGGAAGAUUGAAGAAGUGCUCGUUGUUACCUCUAGCACCCCUCACACCCACACCACUUCAGUCACUAUGAAAAAAGUCACUCCAUCAUCUGAACUCUCAUCCCCAAAUAAGAGCUGCAUAUUAUCUCCCGAUGCAGUGUUCUCUUCGGGCAAGACUGUCCUGUAUUUGGAUAAUUCACCUCUAUUUGCACCAUCCAAAUAUCUUUUACCGUUGGGUGAAGGUACUAUUGAUAAGAGGUCUCGUCUCAAGACAACACAUGGGCAUCCAGAAUUACCAGAGUCGCCGGAGUUGUCACUCACCAUCCCAAUUCCGCCGUCCCGUCACAUCAUUCUACCAUUUAACCUCCGACAUGAUGGAAGCUUCAACCAAAAUUCUGAGCUCCUCUCUCUGUCAUUUGAUGGCUUUUUCUUGCGGUUUUGGCUUAGCACCCUCCCACCCAAGCCAUGGCCCCUCACCAUUGCUGGUGUUCAGCCAUAUUUCACAACUGACCCAAUCGAUGAUGGCUCAAUGCCUCCGAUAAAACGAAUGAGCAAAUCACAUCUUCGUAUAAGUGCUAAUACCAACGUCACUAACCUUCCACCUUCUGAGGUUGAGAAUGCCUUUAAGCUUGUCUUUGAGUUCUUUACUAAAACCCAAAUCGUUAUCACACAAGUUCAAUACUGGGGUAGGUUCUUCAUUAUUGUCCUGGAGUACGAGAGCACAGAUCUUUCUAGAGUUCCCCGUACCAUUGGCUGCUGCAACUGUUUCUAUCUGUUUGAGAAUGAAGUCGGACGACCACGAUUUCCGGCCCGUAGGAUCACAGACCCGACAGGUAACGUCAUCGACGAUAGCAAGUAUGAUACCUUGCGUCCUGGAAUUAUGCUGAGCUCUGGAACAAGUUCCAUCACCAGCUAUGAGUACCGCACUACCUCGGGCGCGCUCGUUGAAGACUCUAACUCGGAGCAAUAUAUGACAGUUGCUUCCCACAGUUUUCUAGAUGGCGAUAGGGUUUUCCAUCCUUGUGCUAGUGGUGAAGAGAUUAGUCAACCAAUCACGGCGAUCGCGGGCACAGGCAUUGCGAUUGCGAAACUGCAUGAUGAUAUCCCGUUCACUAAUGAGACUUUCGAGACCCCUGUUGAGGGAAUAGGACCUACCCAGCUACAAGGUCUUGUGUCCGCCGAUAACUUGCAUAUCGGUCCAUCCGUCUAUAUGAAUAGCCCAUUCGUUGGCUAUUGUGAAGGUACCUGUGGACCUUGGGACCGCAAGCGAGUUCCUAUUGGUGACCCAAGUCAACCUCAAUUUGAAUGGGUAAAGACUCGGUGGUGUUAUAUGGGCCAAGUAUCUCUUGAACGUCUCCGAGAUGGUGUUUGUGGAUCUGCAAUUUGGGAUGAUGAUGGGAACGUCAUUGGGUUCUUCCGAUAUGCACCAACGUCGGGUCACUUCCUCGACUAG
Penicillium concentricum is the source of this 1443-nucleotide messenger RNA. RefSeq lists its product as uncharacterized. Bases 1 to 1443 code for a protein of 480 amino acids. The record is from RefSeq and is a predicted model, not a curated record. The transcript is spliced from 3 exons. NCBI's taxonomy places the organism in Eukaryota, Fungi, Ascomycota, Eurotiomycetes, Eurotiales, Aspergillaceae.